CCACUAUAUCCAACAUAUUAUCCUUUUAACAGCUCAUCAAGAUAAACAUCUCUUCGUGAGACCUUUUACGUUCAUUCUGUACCAAGUCUCUGAAAUCCAGUGUGUAUCUCACGCUUACAGCACAUCUUGGCUCUAGCAAGCCACUUAGCUAACAUCUAGUGCCCAGUUGGUUAGCCUCAUGGGGCUAGUGGCUGCUGUCCUGGACAGUGCAGGCCUCGGGGAGGUGGCCUGGGACUCAGACCACGAAGCCCUCAAUGGCUGAGAGCAAGGAGCUGGAUUCCCAUUCCGACCUCCCGUCUGCCCGCUGCGUGUGUGCCAGCCCUCCUCAGAGACUGUCUCCAGGCCUCUGCCAGCUGCAACUUUCUGCAACUAACUUCCCACAACACCUCCCUUCGACCCACGCCUUCUGAACUCAUGACUAUUCCAGAUCAUUUCUUUUUCCUGCGAAAAACUCAGAUGUGCCAAUAUACAGGCAUGACCAUUGGUGGGUUUUGAAGUAAACUAAGGGGCUGGCACUCAGGACUGCUUCUCCCGAAAGAGGCUAGAAGAGAUGAGGAAAUGCUGGCGGGAGGGCGCCAUGUGCCAUAAAGUGCUUGGGGAAACUUGUUUCAUUUAUGUGAAUGUAUGUGUAGCUGUCACCCUGUAAACUGGUGUCUUACUCUGAGGAUCUUGGUUGAAGGGGGGAAAAAAAGCCAAUUCUGAAUAAAGCCACAGUCCCCGGAAUUCCCAGUGACAGACAGUAAAUGUGAUUUCUGUCACCGACUCCCCGGAAACACCUUUUGGGGAAGUGAGAUUGGGGCUGGGGUGGUGGUUGCUUUUAGCAGCUCUCUUGGCCUGACACCACGCAGAACUGAGUGCCUUAGUUUACUGGAAGGAAGAGCAGAAACAAGAGGGAAGGGGCCACUCCAUCCCACCACACCUGCCGGGCCUCUGCUUCCCAGCCAGCUGCUUGACACCCUGGGGCGAAGGCAGGAGAGGAGCGGGGAGCCUGCCCAAGGUUGCGUGUCCAGGAGAGGUGCUUUAGGAUUAGAACACCCAGCGCCUGAAGUUCAGACCCUGAAACUGCCUCCUGAUCUGUAUCAUUAGAAGGACCCCAUGGCAAUGGAUUGGUGGAGGGACAAUUUUUGGCUCAUCUUGGCUGUGGCCAUCAUCUUUGUCUCCGCGGGCUUGGGCAUCAUCCUGUUCUGUGUCUGUAGGCGUCUGCUUAGACAAGGCAACAAAUGGGCAGUUGCCAAGCCCUUGAAGCAACAGCAGAGGGAUGAAGAAAAGACAUAUGAGAAUGUUACCGACCAGUUCUCAGUUCAGUUACCCCCUCUGCCACCCAGGGGUAUGCUUUCUCCAGAAAAAACCUCCCCACAGGAAACCCCAAGUCUACCACCAGCCGCCUACUCAUCGGUAAAUAAAGUUCGAAAUAAGAAGAUAGUUGCCGUCCCAAGCUACGUGGAGCCUGAGAAUGACUAUGAUGACGUCGAUGUCCCUGCCAGGAUGGAAAAUCAUCAUCUUGAAACAGCCAUUUCUUCUUUUUGGCAAGCGGAAGAGGGUUCCCACAACUUGUUUUAAAACCAAGAAUGGUUGACCAUCAGUAGGUAUCUGGGUCCCUGGUUGACCAUCAGUACGUAUCUGGGUCCCGAAAGCCCGGGGUCAUGUCCUGGAGCUCUGUAACAUAAGCACUCUGGACUCUGAAGAAGCAUCUGCAAUGAGAUGACUGCAGCCCGAGGAAAGACGCCCAGGCUCAGCCCCUGAGGAUGGAGCUGAGACAGGCCUUGAGCGUCUGCGGAGCGAGGUUCCAAGCGGGGGACCCCUGAGUUGCGCGGCCCCCACCGGGAAGAAAGCCCCUCAGCGCCCGGCUCUCUGAUCCCUUUCUUUCCCCUUUCGUGUGGUUCUAAGAGGUCUGGGCGUUGACUGUGCAGAGUCUCGGAGCUCCCAUCCCCAGCACAGCCCCCAUCAAACAGGUGUCUUGCCCACACCAUCCCCACCCACCUGACCCAGAGGGGGACCGUGGGUGGUCGUUACAGCCGAGCGCUCUCGGGUGCGUCAUGCCUUGUGCAUUCUUCAAGGGCAGAGGGAUCUUUCCGUUCUUGAGAACCCUCCCCACCCACACCCCAACCCCGCCCAAAGCCCAGGACCUCUCUGUGAUGGCAGCCAAGCUGACCACAGAGAUCCGAGUUCUCAUCUGGGGUUUUUCCUGUGCUUCCUGGCUGCAGCCGUCACAAUCAGCAAAAGACAGAGGUCACCUUCUGGACCAAAGGACAGAACUUAUCCGUAAAGGUGUUAUUUUGCAAUAUGUGUAUUGGAGGAGCAACAGGGAAAUUGGGUUUCCCUGGAAAAAAUCAUGGGGAACAGGAAGGAAGCGGGUGAUUAAAUGGCAGAGUCCAGAUGAGAGUUGGGGGGAAUGAUACCCUCCUCAUAAUUUUCAUUACUGCUUCUUCCUUGGGUAGAGUUCUAAGCAAACAGCCGCAGGCCCCUCCCUGCCAGCUCCCUGUCCCUGAGCCACGGCUCUGAGUGCCAAGGGCUGCAGCUAAGGAGAUGGGGGUGGGGGCUGCUCUUCUGAUAAAUAAGUACCCCGGUGGGUUCAACGAGGCCCGAGUCAGCUUUUUGCCUCCAGAACCUCAUCAGCCCCUUCAAGUUGGUCGGCUAGAGCCCAAGGAGGACUUCGCACGUGCUAAGGAGACUCAGAAGAUGCUGACGUCUAAUCCCCAGGAAGUCCUUGUGGGGAGAGCACCACGACCUGUGAGAGAGCCCAGCAGUGAUGCUUGGCCUGAGCUCCUCCUCAAGGGAUGGACAGUGUGUUCCUGCCACAGUCAAGCUUCCUCCCUCAGCCACUGCUGGACCCAUGGGGACACGUGCUUCCUCCCCCACGCUCUCUUUCUAGACUCCUGGAGACUUCCAGCUUCCCAGCAUACUGCCUUCUUUCGGGCCAGUGGUUCUCCAGCUAUGGCCUUAGGGAACUUUGGUAUUUGGUGAGGCAAAGAGAGGACUCAUUUCUUAAAUUGUAGAGAGAGAGGGAAAAAAAAAAAAAAGAAGGCUAAAGGAGAGAAGUGUUUCUCACACGUGUGCUUUCCUCUUUUACAUUUUCUGUGAACCACCCGCAUCUAUGACAAUAAAAGCAAAGACCAGGGCCA
This is a messenger RNA of Sus scrofa (pig), 3122 nucleotides long. RefSeq names its product SLP adaptor and CSK interacting membrane protein (gene SCIMP). Gene Ontology annotation, cellular component: tetraspanin-enriched microdomain; immunological synapse; membrane. The record is from RefSeq and is a predicted model, not a curated record. Lineage: Eukaryota; Metazoa; Chordata; Mammalia; Artiodactyla; Suidae.